GCUCCUGCAUUGGAAGGACAUUUGUUCCGCUGCUGUCGCCGUGCGCGAAUCUUCUGCGAGUCAAUGUUGCGGUGAUUUGGAUUUGGUCUGGAAUUUGGUGCACCAUAGAAACCACCCAUUCCGACGGUGGCGGGUGGACAGGACUUGCUGUCACUCGAUCAUUUCCCCACCUCUAAAACCUCGAUCGAACUCUUUGUGUUGUGGUAUAGUGUUUUCUCUUUAUUGUGGAACGGUGAAAAUUCGAUUGAAACUUUCUGAAAUUCCAAAAGUGCUGGGAAAAGAAGCACAGUAUCAUUAAAAGUUGAUUUGUUCGUUUUGUGCCAGUUGUUUCUGCAGGGCUGCUCUGAAAACUGGUGAACACUGAACGAGAAAAACCGGAGGAAAAUAUUGAAGCAGAGUGCAUCCACUGAAUGAUUUAUCAUGAGUGACACGGAAACGGAAAAAGGUGACGGCACCUCUCCGGGUGAUCCGGACGAACUCAAAGAGAUGCUGCUGUCCACCGCGGAAGCUUCCACCUACUCGGCUCAGGAAGUGGCCGCACGCCUCCGGGUAGACAUACGCACGGGGUUGCGGUGGUCCGAGGCCAACAGCCGUUCGAAGAUCGUCGGCUACAAUGAGCUUAAUGCACUGGAUGACGAACCUCCGUGGAUGAAGUACGUCCAGCAGUUUAAGAAUCCACUUAUAUUGUUACUAUUAGGUUCGGCGUUGGUGAGUGCGUGUAUGCGACAGUUUGAUGAUGCUGCCAGUAUUACGAUAGCGAUAAUUAUUGUGGUCACUGUUGCAUUCAUCCAGGAAUAUAGAUCUGAGAAGAGCUUAGAGGAACUGAAGAAACUGGUUCCACCAGAAUGCCACUGUUUACGAGAAGGACGACUGGAAACAUUCCUAGCGAGAAAUCUCGUUCCCGGCGAUAUAGUAUAUCUCAACGUAGGUGACCGAGUACCGGCUGAUAUUAGAAUUUUCGAAGGCUUCGAUCUGUCAAUCGAUGAGUCGAGCUUCACCGGUGAAACGGAACCGGCUCGCAAAAGCACUGAAGUUGUUCUGAAUGUGCAUAGCACAAAAAAUCACCACACGAGCAUGAAAAACAUAGCCUUCAUGGGUACCCUGGUGCGGUGUGGUAACGGAAAGGGCAUCGUAGUUAGCACAGCUGACAAGAGCGAGUUUGGGGAAGUAUUCAAGAUGAUGCAAGCGGAGGAAGCUCCCAAAACACCGCUUCAGAAAUCGAUGGAUAUUCUGGGAGCACAGCUGAGCUUUUACUCGUUUUGCAUCAUCGGUGCUAUCAUGCUGCUGGGAUGGAUCCAGGCUAAACCAUUGGUAGAAAUGUUUACUAUCAGUGUGAGCUUAGCGGUGGCUGCUAUACCUGAAGGUCUCCCGAUUGUAGUCACGGUCACCUUAGCUCUCGGUGUAAUGCGUAUGGCAAAACGUAACUGCAUAGUGAAAAAACUACCUACGGUGGAAACUCUGGGUUGUGUUACGGUUAUUUGUUCCGAUAAAACGGGUACGAUCACGAAGAACGAGAUGACUACUACGGUCAUCAUUACCUCCGAUGGUUACAUGGCCGAUGUGACCGGUGCCGGUUAUAACGAUAAUGGCGAAAUACACAUUCGUGACUGUAACAGCAUAGAGAACGCUAAGCGUAGUAUCAAUCAGCUGCUGGAGACCGGUGUUGUCUGUAAUAACGCAAUCAUACAGAAUGACACUCUUCUGGGACAACCGACCGAAGGUGCACUUUUGGCUGUAGCUAUGAAAAAUGGACAGUAUUCGGCAGCGGACAAUUUUCUGCGAAUACAGGAGUACCCUUUCAGUUCGGAACAGAAAAUGAUGGCGGUAAAAGCUGUACACAAGUAUGCAAACAACAAGGAGGAAAUCUAUUUCGUUAAGGGAGCCAUCGAGAUCGUUCUACCACAGUGUACUAAGUUUUGGUAUGGAGGACAGGCCAUUGCCCUGAGCAAACAAAAUGAGGCAGAGUUUCUUCAGGAAGCUUAUGAAAUCGGACGAAAAGGUUUACGAGUUUUGGCACUUGCGAAAGGAUCAUCAUUCCAAGACUUGGUAUAUUUGGGAUUGGUUGGUAUCACAGAUCCUCCACGACCACUGGUUCGAGAAUCAAUUGAAAUAUUACGAUCGAGUGGAGUAAUGGUGAAAAUGCUAACCGGUGAUGCACAAGAAACGGCUAUGGCGAUCGCCUCCAAGAUCGGUCUUGACAUCGUACACAUGCAAGCUCUCUCCGGUCAUGACAUCGAUCAGAUGAACGAGAUGCAGCUGGAGAAGAUGAUCAACACGGUGAGUGUGUUUUACCGGGUGACCCCGAAGCAUAAGCUCGCGAUAGUAAAGGCCCUGCAACAGAAUGGCCACAUCGUCGGUAUGACUGGUGACGGAGUCAACGAUGGAGUCGCACUGAAACGAGCCGACAUCGGAAUUGCUAUGGGUAAAAACGGAACGGACGUGUGCAAGGAAGCCGCCGACAUGAUCCUCGUGGAUGACGAUUUCCAUACUAUUAUUGCGGCCAUUGAAGAAGGCAAGGGGAUAUUCUGGAACAUUCGAAAUUUCGUACGCUUUCAGCUGAGCACAUCGAUCGCAGCCCUUUCACUAAUUGCUCUCUCAACAUUGAUGGGUAUUUCGAACCCGCUGAAUGCUAUGCAGAUUUUGUGGAUAAAUAUUAUCAUGGAUGGACCACCUGCUCAAUCGCUCGGUGUGGAGCCAGUCGAUUUGGAUGUGCUUAAGCAAAAACCUCGGAACGUAAAACAACCAAUGAUUUCAAAAUCGCUUAUCAUCAAUGUGCUGCUAUCGGCUGGUAUCAUUAUAUUGGGGACACUUUGGGUAUUUCAAAGGGAAAUGGCUGAUGGGACGGGUGUGACUAGUCGGGAUACUACAAUGACGUUCACCUGUUUCGUUCUUUUCGAUAUGUGGAAUGCUUUAAGCUGCCGAUCGCAAACCAAGAGUGUUUUCCAGAUCGGUCUGCUCACCAACCGAAUGUUCCUGCUGGCAGUAGGCUUCUCGCUGUUAGGUCAGUUGUUGGUAAUUUAUUUCCCCCCGCUGCAGAUGGUAUUCCAAACCGAGGCUCUGUCGGCCAUGGAUCUCAUCUUUCUCGUGUCCCUGACGUCGAGCGUGUUCAUUGUAUCAGAACUGAAGAAAUGGUUCGAGCGCACCAUGGAACGGCGAAUGUAUCGCAAGAGGAGCGAGUUGGAUUUCGUAUGACAGUCACCUCACGCUGGAAGAUUGCAUAAGGACUAAGGAGCUGAUGAAGACCGCGCAACCAUUGUCGGUAAACAUUUACACGCAACACACUCUAUGAGACUUAUUUAAGCUUAACGUUCAACUAUCAGACGAGACGAGGCGAGAGAACGAAAGGUGAUUGGACCGAUAAACUGCGUUCCCACUGAGCACUAUCUGGUAAAGCACUAAGGAAAAAAAAAUACUACACAUUCGGUAGUAUCCCCAGACUAAAACAAAGCAGUACACUGUUUGAAUUAUAUUUCCGAUAUUCGUAAACUGAUGAAAAGUGAUCUAAAACCGUGUUGGGGUACACCCUUCUUAUAUUGAUUUACAAUCUAAGCAGUAGGAUUAUUUAGCAUUAUUUGAAAAGUAUUUCUGUAGAUAUUUAUAAUUUUAAACAAAAAUUGGCUGCUCAUUAAUUAUUUUAUUUAUACCUUACGAGACUUGUUUCCUUUACGAUAUAGCUAAAUUUAGUAAUAGAACGAUGUAAUACAUACUAUUCUGUUUUAAUUUCGCACCUGUUUUGUUUUUAUUUCAUUUUUGUGAGAAAUGUUUUCUUUUAAGUUUCCCUGUAAUAUAUUUUCAAGUUGCGUUCUCUAUUUGAUUUUGUGUAUAUGAUUGUUUUUCCUUUCUUUUUUGUGUUAAUACCAUAUUAAAUCCAAAUGAUUGCACUUCUCUGUACCCGUUCGUUGAACAUUUUUAUUUUGGAUGGGAUGUUUUUUUUACAUCUCUAACAGAGUGUAACGUGGCUCCAUUAUUUCAAAGCAUAUUAGAUAUUAAAUUAUAUCUUAUUUCAGUAAAAAGAAUAUUGCCAGCAUGUGUUAUUCCGGGUAAACAUUGUUGCUAAAAAUAUUCCCAAAUACUUGAAUCAUUUUAUACAUAAUUUUUACUGAGGGUAUGAGGACGAAAUGAAAUGAUGCGAAAAUUGGAUAAGUGCAUCUCAUCCCGUUUAAGUAAAGUGACUUUUCUUAAAAUGGUAUAUUACUAUAAAAAUAAGCAAAUAUUAAUUUCUUUUGCAGUUCAUCAGAAAUCAAUUAACCAAGUCAAAAAAAAAAUUUUACCCCUAUGUAUUUGUGAAGUCAAAUCAUAGAAUGGAAAAAAGUUAUUUUUUGGCAACACUGUGUUUGUUCACAAUUUGAUUGUUGCGCUCAGGCGAAAUAAAAUCGUUAGAAAUGUGCGAAUUCAUUAUGAAACUUUGCCAUAAAAAUAGAAGCUACACGGAACUGGAAGAAAUUACGGAAGAACCAAGAGCUACAUUGGUUCGUCCAACAAGAUAAAUAUCACAAAUAUACCUUGCAACGUUGUCAAGGAGUUGUUACUUUACAAUACGCUAAAACAGUUUUAUUUUCCGCCGCAGUCUCCAGAUCUCAAUCCUAUCGAGCAUUGAUGGGAUGAAUUAGGCCCUUGAAGGAACACAUCCCCGUCGAUACUACUCACAUUUCAUUUCCAUUCCACACCGUUUGAAAGCGUGUGUUUAAGUCCGAGAAUGUUUUACAAAAUACUGAAAUUUCAUGUUAAUCUUAUUCGUAUAACUGAAUCAGCGGUAUGAACACUUUGUUGAUUUGGUUAAUUGAUUUCUGAUUUUUAAAUAAAUAUUGAACAGAACAAGAAAUCAACAUUUGUGUGUACCUGGAGAAAACAUUUAAGCUUAAAACUUCUGUCUAAGUGCACAUUAUGCGGGCAUAUAUAUAUCAAUGGAAAGCUAAAGUCCCUAGCUAACAACUGAUUAAGAAACUAAGUUCAUUCAUUUGAUUGAAAAAAAUUAUUAUCAAUUUAUACCGUUUUCGUUUAUUGAUCAGAGCUGCCCGAGAGCUGAACCAGAGUGGCCCAAAAAACUUCUGAGAUGUUUGUUUUAGCAACCUGGGGUCGCUCUAGAUCGGACUCCAAUCGCGUAGUUUCGCUCUAAAAAUUUUCUCGGGUCGGACCACGACAUCCAUGCGAGUUUGUUCAUUUUUUCUUUUUUUUAUGAGUUGUUGUUUAGGGCGCGUAUCACGUGUUCGUUUUACUCGGAGUCAGAGUCGCCCGCGUGAUGGUUCAAAAACGAAAACGUUAUUAGUAAACUAAUCAAUUUUGGCCUUUUCAAAAAAGGUAUUCGGUUACCGGCACUCCAAGAAAUUUCGUUAAAGAUGGAAAAAUAUAAGUAAAGACUGCAACUGUUCAAAGAAAAAAACGAAGUUUAUUCUUUUCGGAGGCGUUUUGGACAAAAGUCUCCAUUGUCUGAUGGUGACUUGGCUAGCUUGGCCGAUGACUUGGAUGGUGGCGCCUUUAGUGUUGAUCGUGCUGGUGGUCUUCCACGUUUUGCCUUUCUCAUAUAGAAAUGCUAUGCAAUCGCUGUGAAAACCGAGUUUACAACCGAGGCCCGGAGGGCCGAGUGUCAUAUACCAUUCGACUCAAUUCGUCGAGAUCACAAAAUGUAUGUGUGCACGCGCGAGUUUGUGUGUGUAUGAAUGUAUGUGUGUAUGUGACAAAUAAUGUCACUCAAUUUCUCAGAGAUGGCUGAACCGAUUUUCACAAACUUAGAUUCAAAUGAAAGGUCUUAAGGUCCCAUACAAAUUUCCUGAGUUUCAUUUGGAUCCGACUUCCGAUUCCGGAAUUACAGGGUGAUAGCACCAAAAAAAGGAAAAAAAUAGUCACACACGUUCCUCAGAGAUGCCUGAGGCGAUUUCCACAAACUUAGAUUCAAAUAAAAGGCCUUAUGGCCUCAUACAAUUUUCUUGAAUUUCAUUGGGAUCCGACUUCCGGUUCCGGAAUUACAAGUAAAUAUUUGCAAAAUUAUUAAAGAAUGCGCACUCAAUUUUCUCGGAAAUUUCUUACCCGAUUUUCAUAAACUAAGAAGCAAAUGAAAGGUCUUCAAAUUCUUCAAAAAGUCCCCGGAAGAUAGAUCCAGAUCUGAGUUCCGGUUCCGGUAUUGCAGUGCGAUUAGUAAAAAUUGUCAAUUUCAUGAGUAUUUUUUCACAAACGAUUGUGAAACGAGGUGCAUCUUUUUAUAAAACUUACUGCUAAAUUCAUCUAGUUUUCAGAUCUUAUUAGUUAGUGAAUAUAUAAAACAACUUUGGGACUACUAGUCCGCUUCCGAAAGCACCGACAAUAGUGUUGAAAAUCUCCAAAAACGGAACUCACUUCGAUUUCUCAGCAACGGUUAAGCCGAUUUUUACGAAUCAGGGAUUUUCAACGAAUUUAUUUUUUUCAAAAAAUCAUAACUCUUGAUACCGUUGAUCAAUUUCGAUGCGUCCAAUGUAAAAAAAAAACAGAUUUUCUUCUAGUCCAUGCUGAAAACACCAGAGUUAUUCCAGAUCGCGUUGGGGUAUUUCUGUUCUGCCGUUAGAAGUAUGUUAUGAAGGUGGCAAAAAGUAGUUGAUCAAACAGCUCUAAGUGGAAAGUACUUUGAAUUUACACCAAAAUCUCGAAAAUAUGCAGAUCAACUAAACUGGAGUUCCCAGAUUAGUUUUGAAAGUCUUUUAACAACUUGAAAAGUCCUGAGAUGAAAUGCCAUGUCAAAUUUCAAGCACAAUUCUAUGGGACCACAAUCCGGAGCUCUAGUAAGUCCUUCACAUUUUAUACAAUUUCCGUAUUAACCCCAUACUUAUAUAAAAUUUUAUUGUUUACAAAUUAAAAAGGUAAUGUUAGUUUAUACCCAAAGAAAGUUCUUAUUUUAUUCAAGAUUGAAAAAAAGUUUCUUCACAGAAUCGUCUAGUGAUAUUUUUGAAAAUAUUAGUAAUAUGAGAAAUGCAUCAUUACAUCACUAGGUGGAUUAAAAAAUGUUUUUUCUUAGCAAGAGCAUCUGCUGUAUGAGCAGCUAGACGUUUGUCCAAAACUUUGGCUGGUUAUGUCUCUACAGUAACCUGUCUCUGCAUAACCGAACACCUUGGGGUGCCGGUAACUAGCUCCAGAUUCUCAAAAAAAAUCCAUUCGGAAUCUCAAAAUAAGUCCAAUUCGACGAAAAGCAGAUUUUCUUUCAGAUCUGUUCCAAGGGUCACAUGCAGUUUCUAAAACUCAAACUCCAAUUCUGUUUUUUUUUUCAAUCUUUUCUUUUCUGUUUGCUCGUUGUUGAUUGUUCAAGUAGGGCUACAAAUUAUACAGAUAUUUAAAAAAUUUUGUCAUCUUUUAAUGGUAUUAAAAGUGGAGUUGAGGAAAUGCAGCAGAAACCCAGCCUUCAUUGUAAUAGGCAAUAUUGAUUUUACGUUUUGUCUUUGACACAUCAGUGUGUAACAGGUCAUGUUGAACUGCAUGCGUGACCUGGCGGCUCAUCAUAAACCGCUAGGCAGACGUAAAGGUAAUGCUAUUUGCAAAACACUUUUUGCUAUUACACUGCAAUAUAAUGUCUAAACUAACGUCUCGACAGUUUUCUUGCUGUCUUGCUGUUCAAUGCAUGUGGUACCCAUUUUUCUAUCUUACGAGCUUGACCCAUAGCACUCUCUCAAGUAUUCCGAAGAAUUCAGUGCUCGCGGAGAGUUCAUCAUAACAGCAAAUGAGAACAGAAAAGUUUACCCACUCGUCUGAUGGUAAAAUUUAUACUUUAUUAGUCAUAGAUCAUCUGCAAUUCCUGUUAGCAGUGGAUAGCACAUUCACUGCUUCGGUUAUUUUUUGAGCUCAUUUACGUUUCGCAUUCAGCAUCAGUGCAGAUCAGUGCAGUCAGAUAGAAAAAGGUUGUUCGUGAAUAUGAUUGGCGGCAGGUUGGGGAUAAUUGUUCUUGAGUUUUCAAAACCAAAUUUCUAUGACAUUCUCCCUUUUGGCAGAAUUUUCGAGCAAUGAGAUCAACAUCUAUUUUACGAAUUAAAGCGGCUGUUCGUAAAUUUUAAAUCCGGUCUAUUUGCGUACAAGCUUUACGUGGCCGAUUGAGCUGAUUUUUUAAAUAUUUUUUUUUUAGGUUGAUCGCGUUGUCACCCUUUUUCUAGGGGGAGAGGAGCUUCCAUUUCCCUCCUGCGAAGAUCGAGGGGCACUUCGUUCGUGGUUCGUCUCGUCAUCCAUUGCCGCAUCGAUGGUAUUGUUGUCGAUUUCCGUCUUCUUUUCGUUGCUAGUUGCUGUAGAUGCACCUUGUUGUACAUUGGUUGCAAUUGCUGGUUGGUCGGAGAGUAACUGCAGCUGGUGUACUUUGUUCUAUAGGAGAUGAUGAUGGAUUCGUUGAAGGGGAUGCUUCAUUGUUGUUGGUGACUGUCACAGGUGGGUUGCUUGGGGUUGGUUUGAAGGAAGCACCGUUGUCCUUUGGUGUAGUUGUCUCCUUGUCCAGUUUAUCACAUGCCUUACCGUAGUGAACAGUUUUUUGGCAAUAUUGACAUGUGGCCAUCUGAUUGUCAUAGGUAACAAGUGAUUUGCACGGAAUUCUUGUAUCUUGACCGAAAAUCACAUAAGAAGGUAUAGACUUCUUCAAGUGUAUGCGUAUUAAACGUACGCCGUUUAGAAUAUCGGGGAAAAAAUUCUUCCACUUUUCUUUUUCGAUAGAGAGAAUCUCUCCAUAUUGGGACAUAGUUUUGCGAAUAUAUGAAUCGGUGACGCUUGAGGGAAGAUCAUGCACACGCACUUCUAUAGCACUAUCUUCCAUAUAUACUGGAAUGUUGUACUUAAUGUUCUCGUGCUCCACAUAGUGCACAUUGUUAUUGUCUUUUGCGAAUUGAAUUGCAUCCAACUCUUUAUAAAACUGGAUGUAAAUAACAUUAUUUGUCUUAUUGCAUUGAAGUAAAUGCACACGUUUAAUGUCAAGAUGCAUUUGUUCCUUAAGCAAACCUUCAAGUUCUCGUAUCGAAGGUCGAAUUUUGCACUGUCUGAAGUCAACAACAAUUGUCGGUGGUAGCUUUUGUUCGUUUGGUUCACUCAUUUCGAGGUCGUUCUAUUGUUCACUACACAAUAAUGUACUUGGUUUCUUCUGUCCCGAACGUAAGCGGUUUUGUUUUAUCGACUAACUUGGAUGAGAUGUGAAAGCGAACUGUGUUCGUAAAUUGAAUCACACUUUAUCAUCGCAUUAAAAUUAUUUAAAUUUAAAUGGUGAAAUUUUGGCAAAUCAUAAAACUAAAACAAUUUUGUGUCGUCGUGAAGCACCUUGUCGGUUCGCCAUAUAGAAAUUGGUGGAAAAAUUCGAACUGUUGGAACAAGUUAAUAAUGUGAUCCAUAAAACCUCUACAACAACCGGAAGUAUUGCCGCUGUAGCCCAAAGUGUUUAAAAAAACUCAGGUUUGUCGAAUCCUCGUCGUUCUUGAACUUGAUCAUUACAUCGUAUUUUCCAUAACGACUAGGAUAUCAAGGCUUAUAAAACUAAGUUAUCACAAAAACUCAAUUUCAAUUUCAUCGAAAAAUAAUUUAUCAUUUGAAGACCAAUUUCCAGUUCCGUGGCUACACCAACAAGCAAAUUUGUCGCCUCUAGGGCUCGGAAAACCCAUGGUUUAUUUUUGAAAAGCCGCUCCAUCCUCAACGUGUAACUGUUUGGUGAGGUUUAUAUUCCAAUGACAAUCCAAUCCCAAUGACCUUACUUUUUCGAAAAUGAAGCAGAAGCAACUGUUACGGUAAAUGUAUUAGAUUUUUUAUCGUGACGUCACAAAUGAACAAGAAUUCAUCCUUGACAGUUCAGCGGUACUGUUUACGAACAAGCCUAAACAAAAAUCGAAGAACACAUCUCAAACAAUCAUCUUUACAUUUUGCAACUUGGGACUUACAUUCAAUAAAUCUCAAAAACAACCCGUAUCCAAUCGUGAACAAUUGUUUUAAAACUCUAUUUAGGCGAUAUGGACUGUACAUGGCCUCAUCCAAUUUGUCAACAGACAAACAAAAAAAUCUAUGUUUACAAACAGUACUGCUGAACUGUCAAAAUGUUGUAAUUUGAUUGAGGUUAGCAGUGACGGUAAAAAACCUAAUUGCGCUAUCGGGAGAUGACAAUUGUUUUUUUAUGGCCGGAUUUGGCUACUGAUCGGGACAACGUUUACUUUCAGCAAGACAGCGAUAAGUAGCCCAUCAAACCAAAAAAGAAACAGUUGUUUCAAACCGAUAUAUCGUAAAUUUCAAUAAAAUAUGCAUGUUUUACACUAGUAUAUGAUUGCUCCAAACAAAUGUUGGUUGUUUAAAAAAAACGUUGGUUGAAUCAAACCAGAAUUGUUUUUAUCACUAUACCAACAAAAAAAAUUCGUUAAAAUUUCCCGGUUUUCAAUUAUUUUCACAAUUUUUUCUGUGCAAACUACAUUCCGAAUCGAAUAAGAAUAUCUUACAAGUCGGGGCUCGAUGAGACGUAAAGUAGAUUUCGAGACCAGCGCCUCAUACUCUAGACCAUCAGCACGAAAUAGCUCUAGUUUUUUUUCUCAACAAUAUUUUGUCGUGUGAGAGAAAUGCAAUCAUUUAUAUUAGAUAUUACCUAUGAUUAGUACUUUCUAUUACCAACUUUAGUUUGAUAGUUGAACAAAGGAAAAGAACGAAAGAGGAGAAGAAUUGCUAAAACAUAUCGAAAUAAAACUGCGGUGUCCAACUACUACUAUAUAUUAAAGAAGAUUCCAAAUACAGAAUGAUAUAAUCGUAGUAUGACUAGCAGAUAUUUACCAAACUGAUUAUGAUAUGUUUUGGAAAGAGGCGCAAACAAAUCCCUUAACAUUAGAUAGGACGGGACGGGUCAUAGUAAUUUGCGUCUGGAAAGAAAAGGAAGAGAGAAUACUCUCAAUUACUAAGUUCUACAAUCAGCAAAACUAACGACAAUAGAAAGGGAAAGGGUGCACCAGUUGGACCGGAACCUAAUCUAGUACUAAUUGCAAUAUUCGUUUAUGUUAUGUCCAACCGGUGAUCUAAGGGUUUUCCUACAGGUAGCGAAAUAUAUUUAUAUUUAGAUUAUGUAAACUGCUGACGUGAGCCAAGAACCUCAUUGAGUGACAAUGACACGCAUUAAGGUAACAAGUCAAACUGGCUCCAGUGGUGACCCUCAUUGCGGUGGUAUGCUAAAAAUGUGACCCAUGCCGUCGGCCUGACUGUAGAAAAGGGCCCCAGUAAGCCGCUGGUGAUUUGAAACUAUCAGUUUUAGCAUUCGUACAUAGCAUUACUGUGGCAAAGCAAAACAUUGAUGUUUAUCUCCUGUCUGGUAAACCGUAGGAAUGAUGAGCAAGAUCUGUGAGGUAUAUUCAAUUUAUUUUUCGCUUUGGUUAAAUACCCCUGAACUAAAUGAAAUUAAAAACAAAACAAUGUGGGCGGCAAUUUGUUGCGAACGGAGAACGAACGACUGUAGUUGAUCUGAUUGGUUGUCUUCUAAAAGUGAAUCAGUAAUGUAAUGUGAACAAAACACCAAUAAAUGCGAAAACAUCAGCAAACCGAAAAGUCUUAUAAUACGUGAACUUAACAUCAUCAGCAAGCAAAUCUUCUAGCGUGAGAGCAAUGCAAAAAUGAUUAUUAUAAAGCAAACAAUUUCAUAGCAAAUGAAAUAUAAAACAAUGACAAUUAUAGUUUGUAGUUUUAAGUUGGCAAAACCGAUAAUAAAAUCAAAGUAGGAAAUAGUUUUGUUGACAUGAUGAACAUUGUUCAAUAUUUAUUAAAACUUGAUACGAAGUAAUAGAAUAGAAUAAGUUUCAAUGUUAAAUCAAGUACAUCUUUUUCACAUUGUUCUUGUAGAACAGCACGCGCUACAGCUUCUUAUCAACUACAAAGAUCACGAAUGAAAUGCACCUCAUCGUCAUUUUAGAAGCACAAUCAAUUAUUGCAAUCAACUCAACAAAGAAGAACUGUGCGAAAUGCGAACGUUUUUCACCACAUUAUCAUAAAUUCACCACCAUUGAAUCAUUAUUCCAGCUGAAUCUCAAACAGUCCUUUGAUUUUUCUUGUUAAUACGUACUAAAUUCUUCAUAAUGUAAUGCUUAUUCGUUAAAAAAGGCUUCCACCUAAUAGUCUCAAAUUCUUUUCGGAAAUAAAAUUACUACUUUCUAUACAAUAAUUUCGAAACUUCCACAUAUCAUUCUUUAAAGAAGCCUGAACUUUGAAUCAUUAUUUUUCUUUCCGGUACAUUUUCAUCUAUUUCCGCUACUAAGGGUUGACAUGAGCACGACCAAUACAGAACCAUCUCUUAAAACAUUCACAAAUUCUCUCCAAUUAGCACAAAAGAUUCUCAAACCGCGACUUCGCUAAUCAUUCCUGCCUUCAUCGAUUUAUACAUGUGCGCUAGUCUUUUUCUUACAUAAGUAAUGGCCAAUAAUGCAUCAUUAUUACACCAUCAGUAAAAAAGCAACAAAGAAUGAACAAUAAGUUAGCCAACAAAUGGAGUUCACUAACAUAACUAAAAAUCAAUACAAAUAUUACACCAUUCGAUUGAGAAUAAUGGAUACACAUUAACAUACAACAAAACACAAUUAAAGCAACAGCUAAAUAAGCAGUGAAUUCGAGUAAAGGUUUAGCCUAUUUUAUGCAAACAAAACAAUAAAAUUCAUAAUAGCUACUGUUCGAAGCAGUUAGAAUCAAGACGAAUAAAAUACUGAUUAUUUUGAUGCGGUUGCAAGCUAAAUUGAACAUAAAUGUUUGGUAUUUUUAGUGCUGAUGCACAGAUAAAAUUGAGCAUCCGAAAUUAAAAAAAAAAUACGUGUAAGGAAAGUAUACUUUGACCAAAGAACGAAAGCAUCUACAGCACACAAACACACACACAUAAGAUGGUAAAAUAAAAUAAAUUUUACAAGUUCA
Molecule: messenger RNA, 12834 nt
Organism: Malaya genurostris
Lineage: Eukaryota; Metazoa; Arthropoda; Insecta; Diptera; Culicidae
Gene: SPoCk
Product: calcium-transporting ATPase type 2C member 1
Exons: 9
Coding region: 421-3192 (923 amino acids)
Biological process (GO): manganese ion transport; calcium ion transmembrane transport; intracellular calcium ion homeostasis
Cellular component (GO): plasma membrane; endoplasmic reticulum; Golgi membrane
Molecular function (GO): P-type calcium transporter activity; ATP hydrolysis activity; ATP binding
Source: RefSeq, a predicted model, not a curated record